Molecule: messenger RNA, 2322 nt
Organism: Paramormyrops kingsleyae
Lineage: Eukaryota; Metazoa; Chordata; Actinopteri; Osteoglossiformes; Mormyridae
Gene: ankrd40
Product: ankyrin repeat domain 40
Molecular function (GO): protein binding
Source: RefSeq, a predicted model, not a curated record
GAACUGGCAUUUGGAAAUUUGGAGUUGGAGUUUAUACAGCAGUUUCAACCGCUUACCUUGAGCAAAAAAAUAGGCAUGUAUAUUCAGAUAUAUUAACAGAUCUUCAAGAUCAAUUAUAAAAAGCAGAACAGAUAUGCUCGUCAAUGAACAGUGAAAUUUGAUUUGUUUUUCAGACUGAAAUGUGAACGAGUCUGCCUGCACGGGAAACAGGUUAUUGCGCAUACGUAGUUUAUGUGUAACUUAUUAAAUUAACUACAUCUAAAAUACUCAUUUAUGCUUUCGCGAUAAAUACGACGCCAAAGGUUUAGACACCGGAAGUUCAAGAUAGGAACUAAAUAAUCCGUUCGCUGUUGUUACAUUCAACCCUGUCCCUCCAGGGAGGAGUAAAUUUAAUGCAGUAAUGCACUAGCAUGUUAGCUUAUAGUAAGCUGUUAUAUAACAGUCAAAUUAGCGGCAGUACAAAUGUUGCUAUUGCACUUUAAUACAAGGAAGCGGGAGCCGUCCAACAUGAUUUGAUCAUAUCUUAUGCGAACUUCAAAUACCUUCGCUGAAAACGAGCAAAACAGGCGUCAACUGACUCGGUUGCUAGCCUGUUCAUAUAUUUUAGAUGUGUUUCUAGCUUGUCGCUAGCAACUAACUUGCCUUCACAGACCUUUCGCGAAGUUAAAGGCUGUCACUGGAUCUUGAUAUAGAUAAAAUACACAUUUUCAUUGCUGCUUAUGAGUUCUUUUACUGGCUGAAAUGUCAACGCUGUCGCUGGAUAAAGGAAUGCAAGAGCGGCUGCGAGAGGCAUCCGCGAUCGGGGACAUCGACGAAGUACGAGCUUUAGUGGAAAGCGGAGUUAACGUCAACUCGCAGAAUGAAAUAAACGGAUGGACUUGUCUGCACUGGGCGUGCAAGAGGAACCACAAACCGAUCGUGGCUUAUCUUCUGAACUCUGGAGCAGACAAAGAUGUUCUCACCUCAAAAGGAGAAUUAGCUGUCCAACUAACCUCUAAGCCUGAUAUCAGAAGACUUCUAGGAGUUGAGGAAGAUGUUCCGGAGGUAAAAGAGCCAGAAUUACCUAUUAUCCCAAAUUAUCUGUCAAAUCCACCGUUCCCUUACGGCACGUCUGACACGGAUGACCUCAUUUUGGCACCCCACACUUUCCAGAAUGGUACGGCUAAUCGACAGCCUUACUCUGAGCCUGUCACCUCUCUGCCUUCCCCUCCGGACCUGUCUCCAGCCUCCUUGAUUUCCUAUGAACGGGAAGAAAGCUUGUUUGUUGACCCCGAGAACUCGAAAGAGGGCGCCGGGCAGAAUGGCUUGAUGCCGGACCCUCCGGGUGCCAUGAAUGGCGUGCUCUCAGGGGCCCACUGCUCCAGGAACGGAGAGCAUAGCCACGCCGCAUCUCCGAUUGAGCCGGUGCACCCAGUGCCUCCCGCUGCCGGUGGCAGCGCCGGAUCCCAGGCUGCCAAUCCCACGGUGACCAGACAGCAGUCCAUUCCGCAGCAGCUCAGCUGUGGUCCACCCGGGGUAUCAGUGCCUGCCUUCCAGCCUUUCUUCUUCACCAGUACCUUUCCAGUUAAUGUCCAAGAGCUGGUCCUGAAAGUGCGGAUUCAGAACCCCAAUGCCCGGGAGAAUGACUUCAUCGAGGUGGAGCUGGACCGCCAGGAACUCACGUACCGCUCGCUGCUCCGGGUCUGCUGCAGGGAGCUCGGCAUAAGCGCCGAUCACGUGGAGAAGAUCCGCAAGCUGCCCAACACCAUGCUGAGGAAGGAUAAAGAUGUGGCCAGGCUACAGGACUUCCAGGAGCUGGAGGUCGUGCUGGAGAGGAUGGAAGGCCUCUCUCUGCUGUCAGGGAAUAAAGGCAAGGAGAACAAGGGAACUGAAACUGGCAUCUCACUAAAGAUUAUAUGAGAAGAUGCGGAUAAAUGUUUGUACCCUGUCAUUAAUUGUGAAAUUUGUUUUGUUUCGUUUUUUGUUUUUUUUUUUGAGAGUGUUUUAACCUCACCCAAUCUGAAUGACUACAGGGAAGUUUAAACAUGUAAACACUACAAUCUUCACCCUUCACACUAGGGUCCUGACUCUGUGUCCGGGGUUCUGCUGUGCAGUGGUGACCCUACUGGUUUAGUGGGAAUGGUUAACACUGUAUUUAAUAUUUGUUCAUUUCUUAGUAAAGAAAGAAAAAUGUUCAACUUAACCUAUGCAUUCAGAGUCUGAUAUUUUUAUAUGUCUUAUGUAAUUUGAUAAAAAAAAAAAAAACCUUACGCACUUUUUAACCUGUGUUAAAUAACGGGGACCUGUAGCUGUUCAUUAAUAAAGCAUGAGAAAUAUGUGUCA